AUGCAUAACAGAAAUAAAACAAGCAAAGGAUAAUCAUAACCUUUAAUAUAAUUAACUAUUGAUUUAGGAAAUCAUAAAUGUGAUAGGAUCACUCUCUAUAGAGAUACAGAUCCCUUUUUAGAAGCCAAACAAUUUGUUUCAAGAAAUCAUCUUUCAUAAUAAAUGGUUUAAGUGAUAUCUAAUAGUAUUAUAAAACAAAUGAAAGCUUAUGAUGAAAUUAUGAUGAUAACGUAUGUAAUUUAAUCAAUAAUUUAAGGACACAUAAACAGAAACAGAUUAUUUGCAUAAUUUAAAAUAAUAUCAUAAUGAAUUAUAACCUAAUUAAAGAACUCAAAGUCCUAAAAGAUUUCAUCCUAGUCCUAAAUAAAUCCAUCAACAAAAUCUAUCUAAAAGUCCAUCAAAUAUAUCUUUACAUGAUGAAUUACCUACUGAUAAAGUUGUUGUGAAGAAACUAUUCUAAAUUUUAGAUUCUGAUUAAGAUGGAUUAAUAUCUGCCAAUAAAGUUAAUUAUAAUAAAUUACCAAUCUAGUUAAAAAAUAGAGUACAUUAUCAAUAUAAUAUAGAUUACUAUUUAUUUGGAAUAAUCUUUAAUUCCUUAUGAAUUUGAAGAGUUAUAUGAAAAAUUAAAAAGCGAUUCAAAAGAAGAAUACUUUAUUACUUUAAAAUUGAUAAGUUAAAUUUUAGAUAUUCCAAAAAUUAAAGUACUAAUUUGA
Paramecium sonneborni is the source of this 713-nucleotide messenger RNA. The record is from the annotation of a GenBank genome assembly. Lineage: Eukaryota; Ciliophora; Oligohymenophorea; Peniculida; Parameciidae.